GAAUAAAAGGCCUGGUUAUGUUUCUGAAAUUACCCAUUUCACAGCGGCUCUCACAGACAGGGGAACAGCUUUUUCAAAAGUUUUAAAGGAUGGCAUUAUUUAGGAAAUUGUUCAACAAGAUUACUGAUGAUGACAGCAGCAGGGGUUGUAAAGGUGGCUCAGCAGAAACAGCAUAUUUUGGAACAGUAAAGUCUGAUCCGAAUUUUAAUGCUGAAAAUGAUGCUGCUAAAUUGAAGAAAGCCAUUGAAACCAAAGGUGUGGAUGAAGCCGCUAUCGUGGAGGUGCUGGCAAAGAGGACCAAUAAACAAAGACAACAGAUCAAGGAAGCUUAUCGGCAGAGUACAGGAAAACCUCUGGCAGAUGCGCUAAAAAAAGCUUUGAAGUCAAAUUUUGAGGACGUGGUCCUGGCCUUGCUGAUGACACCCCCUGAGUAUGACGCCUUCGAGAUGAAAAGAGCCAUGAAGGGUCUUGGGACAAAGGAAGCUGUCUUAAGUGAAAUUCUAGGGACCAGAUCGAACAAGGAGAUUACACUGAUGAAAACUGCUUUCAAAGAAGCCUAUGGAGAACUGCUGGACGAACAAAUUAAAAGUGAAGUUAGUGGGAAUCUUGAGACUGCCCUGCUUGCUCUUUGCAAGGCUACCAGGAGUGAAGACUAUAAUAUUGACGAUGGGCUUGCAAAGAGCGAUGCAAAGGCUCUGUUUGAAGCAGGAGAGAAUCGGGUUGGUACUGUUUGCUCUGUGCUGAUUGAUGUGCUCACAUCCAGAAGUGAAGCUCAGUUGUGCAAGAUUUUCCAGUAUUAUGGCAAUUACAGCAAGCAAGGUUUGGCCAAAGCGCUGGAGAGUGAGCUGCAUGGAGACCUUGAGGACUGUCUGAUGACCCUGGUGAAGUCUGCUUGGAACAAACCUGCCCUCUUUGCAGAAAAACUCCACCUGGCUAUGAAGGGGUUAGGAACCAAUACUAAUACACUGACUCGCAUCAUCGUGAGCCGUUCAGAAAUCGACCUGCUGAAAAUCACUCAAGAAUAUAAGAGGAUGUAUGGCAAAACCCUUCAGGAAGACAUUCUGAAGGAAACAAGUGGAGAUUAUGAGAAGAUUCUGCUGACUCUCUGUGGAACUCAGUAUAAUAUCCCUAGCUACCACUUGCCACACUGUCUUAGUGAUAAUUCAAGAAUAAAAAGACAGGUACUGUUCUUGAAAUCACCUACCUUAUUUCAGCUUUUACGGACUUCGCAGAAGAACAGCAUCUUCAAAGCUCCCAAGAUGGAUUUUUUCCAAAAAUUAUUCCAGCAUGCUAAUAAAGACGAGAGUUUUAAACCUGCUCCUUUUGAGACGGGAUACUUUGGAACAAUCAAGGCUGAUCCCAGUUUCAAUGCCCAGAAUGAUGCUGCAAAAUUAAAGAAAGCCAUUGAGACCAAAGGUGUGGAUGAAGCCGCUAUCGUGGAGGUGCUAGCAAAGAGGACCAAUGAACAACGACAAAAGAUCAAAGGGGCUUAUCAGCAGAGUACAGGAAAACCUCUGGCAGACGCACUGAAAAAGGCCCUGAAGUCAGAUUUUGAGGAAGUGGUCCUGGCCUUGCUGAUGACUCCUACUGAGUAUGAUGCCUUUCAGAUGAAAAAAGCCAUGAAGAAUCUUGGGACAAACGAAGCUGUCUUAAAUGAAAUUCUGGGGACCAGAUCAAACAAGGAGAUUUCAGCACUGAAGACUACUUACAAAGAAGUGUAUGGAGAGCUUCUGGAGGAAAAUAUUAAAAGUGAAGUCAGCGGAGAUCUCGAGACUAUACUGCUUGCUCUUUGCAAGGCUACCAGGAGCGAAGACCGUAACGUUGACGAAGGCGCCGCUAAUAGUGAUGCAAAGGCUCUUUUUCAAGCAGGAAAGAAUCGGAUUGGCACCGUUUGCUCUGUUCUGAUUGACAUCCUCACAAACAGGAGUGAAGCUCAGUUGUGCAAGAUUUUACAAUGUUAUUGCCAACUGAGCAAAGACGGUUUAAUCAAAGAUCUUGAGGGUGAACUGCAUGGGAGCUUUGAAGACUGCCUGACGACCCUGGUGAAGGCUGCUUGGAACAAACCGGCCUACUUUGCAGAAAAGCUCCACCUGGCUAUGAAGGGGCUAGGAACCAACACUGACGUACUGACACGAGUCAUCGUGAGCCGUUCAGAAAUCGACCUGCUGAAAAUCAUUCAAGAAUACAAGAAGAUGUAUGGCAAAACCCUUCAGGAGGCCAUUCUGAAAGAAACAAGUGGAGAUUAUGAGAAGAUCAUGAUGGCUAUCUGUGGUACUCCGUAGACAACGAUAUCAUUUUUUAUUCAAACGGCUCGCACUAAACACAUUUGUUCAUUAAAUGGGUGUAUCCGUGACCUUUGUGAACACCUAAUCUCCUCAAGGUGUGUCUCUUCAGGAGUGGUUCAUUAAAACUCUUUGUGCAA
This is a messenger RNA of Puntigrus tetrazona (Sumatra barb), 2422 nucleotides long. Its product is annotated as annexin A6-like. Gene Ontology annotation, molecular function: calcium ion binding; calcium-dependent phospholipid binding; cadherin binding involved in cell-cell adhesion. Gene Ontology annotation, biological process: positive regulation of wound healing; cellular response to hydrogen peroxide; response to peptide hormone. The coding region runs from base 90 to 2282 and encodes 730 amino acids. The record is from RefSeq and is a predicted model, not a curated record. The transcript is spliced from 27 exons. NCBI's taxonomy places the organism in Eukaryota, Metazoa, Chordata, Actinopteri, Cypriniformes, Cyprinidae. Gene Ontology annotation, cellular component: cytoplasm; plasma membrane.